This is a messenger RNA of Danaus chrysippus (African queen), 1443 nucleotides long. Lineage: Eukaryota; Metazoa; Arthropoda; Insecta; Lepidoptera; Nymphalidae. The record is from the annotation of a GenBank genome assembly.
AUGGUAAAAGAAAAUAAUUCCAAAAGAACAUUAGAUCUAGAUGACGUGCUAACAAAUGAGUUGGGAGAAUUUGGAAAGUUUCAAAUCGUAAAUCUACUUCUAGUCUGCUUUCCACUUCUGGUUGCAGCAUUUCCAAGUGAUUAUAUUUUCACUGUUGCUGCAAUUCCACAUCGAUGUCGUAUUCCCGAAUGCGGAGAGGAAAAUAAACAACAUAACUUCAGUCCUGAUUGGAUUUUAAAUGCGAUACCAGAAAGUGGUUCAGGAUUUGCAAGCUGCGAAAGGUUUCUUCCACGAGGAAACGGCUCUUUGGACUUCUGUCCAACCAACAUAUUCGAUCAUAAUGAAACUGUGGGUUGUGACGAAUUUGUAUAUGCCAGGGAUAAUUCAGCUGUGUAUGAUUUCAAUCUUGGUUGUCAAGAAUGGCUAAGAGUUUUGGUAGGCACUCUAGGCAGCGUCGGUACCCUCUUGGUUCUUCCAUUCACUGGAUUCAUAUCAGAUAGGUUUGGCCGCAGAUUGGCUUUAGUGAUCAGUGCCUUCAAUAUUGCUCUAUUUGGAUUAAUCCGAGCUUUUUCAACGAGUUAUACAAUGCUAUUAAUUACUCAGAUUCUGCAAACAACACUAGGUGGAGGAAUUUAUAGCUCGGCGUAUAUAUACGGUGCAGAAGUUGUAGGACCUAAUUAUCGGGUAUCAGCUACCACGGUGAUAGGUCUUUUGUUUUCUAUAGGACUCGUACUUCUUGGAUUGUUAGCGUGGGUCAUUCAACCGUGGCGCAUACUUUUGAUUGUUCUUUACAUUCCGCCUUUUCUUAUGAUUAGUUACUAUUGGCUACUACCAGAGAGUGUUCGAUGGUUAAUUUCCAAAAAAAAGUUUGAAGAAGCCAGAAAAGUCUUAGAGAACAUUGCCAGAAUAAAUAAAACUAAAAUUAGUGAAGAGUCCUUACAGGCUCUAUUAAACACACCACAACCAGUUGCUGCUCAGAACGACAAUAUAGGAGUGUUUCUAAAGGUGAUCCGGUCUCGUAUAUUACUCAAACGAGUGUGCACUACCCCAAUCUGGUGGAUCACAGCAACAUUCGUGUACUAUGGACUCUCUAUUAAUUCGACAAAUAUGUUUGCCUUGCGACUUAUAAUUUAUCUCUUGGGUAAAUUCUGUAUAUCGGCUGUCCUCGCGGCUGUAUACCUUUACACGUCAGAAUUAUAUCCAACGGAAUAUAGACACACUUUACUUGCUUUUUCAUCUAUGAUAGGACGACUUGGAUCUAUUCUAGCGCCUCUCACACCCGUACUUUCACUGUAUUGGCAUGGCAUACCCUCGCUUAUGUUUGGGGUGAUGGGUCUGAUAUCUGGUUUGCUGGUUUUAACUCAACCAGAAACACAAAACACUCGGUUACCUGACACACUGGCGGAAGCCGAGGCUCUUGGUACAGAAACAAAAAUAUCUUGA